Messenger RNA from Bicyclus anynana (squinting bush brown), 676 nucleotides. RefSeq names its product RING-box protein 1A (gene Roc1a). Gene Ontology annotation, molecular function: zinc ion binding; cullin family protein binding; ubiquitin protein ligase activity. NCBI's taxonomy places the organism in Eukaryota, Metazoa, Arthropoda, Insecta, Lepidoptera, Nymphalidae. The record is from RefSeq and is a predicted model, not a curated record. Gene Ontology annotation, biological process: ubiquitin-dependent protein catabolic process; protein ubiquitination. Gene Ontology annotation, cellular component: nucleus; cullin-RING ubiquitin ligase complex. The coding region runs from base 139 to 567 and encodes 142 amino acids. The transcript has 4 exons.
CAUUUGUCAAAAUUAUUUGUCCGUGUGCUGUCAAGUGACAAUCAUGCAAAAUCCUACUGCUUAAAAAUUAAAACAAAAAUUGUAGUUAUUACUAAAAUUUUACAUUCAAUAGUAGGGUAUUUCUGAAAAAAAAAAGAAAUGGCUUCAGCCAUGGACGUUGACGAAGAAGAAGUAGAAAUGGCUUCCUCCAGUAGCGGCAAAGGCGACAAGAAAAGAUUUGAAGUAAAAAAGGUACCGCUCGUUUACGCUUACUCAUUGUAUAUAUUUAUUCAAAUAAAAUUGAAAAACUCUUUAAACCUCGUAUAUUUCUUUCCACAGUGGAAUGCUGUAGCGUUAUGGGCAUGGGAUAUUGUGGUAGACAACUGUGCUAUCUGUCGCAACCAUAUAAUGGACCUGUGUAUAGAAUGUCAAGCCAACCAGGCCUCGGCUACAAGUGAAGAAUGCACAGUAGCAUGGGGAGUUUGCAAUCACGCAUUCCACUUCCAUUGCAUUUCACGUUGGCUCAAAACUCGACAAGUGUGUCCGCUGGAUAAUAGAGAGUGGGAAUUCCAAAAAUAUGGACAUUAGAACUGCAAUCAGCACUGCAGCUGUUUGCGACAUGCACCCCUUUUUGUGAAUCUAAGGAGAAUUAAUGUCAUACAGCAUAAGUUUUAAUAAUAAACUCACUGAGGAAUGA